UAGUUGCGGCAAGAGGGGGCUACUCUUCAUUGCAGUGCGCAGGCUUCUUAUUGCAGCGGCUUCUCUUGUUGCGGAGCACGGGCUCUAGGUGCGCAGGCUUCAGUAGUUGUGGCAUGCAGGCUCAGUAGUUGUGACGCACAGGCUUAGUUGCUCUGCAGCAUGUGGGAUCUUUCUGGACCAGGGAUUGAACCCAUGUCCCUACAUUGGCAGGCGGAUUCUUAGCCACUGCGCCACCAGGGAAGUCCCUCUUCUUUUUCUUUUGAAGGAGGUCCCCUCACCAUGUGGCUGUACCUGGCGGUGCUCGUGGGCCUGUACUACCUCCUGCGCUGGUACCGGGAGAGGCAGGUGGUGAGCCACCUCCAGGACAAGUUCGUCUUCAUCACGGGCUGUGACUCGGGCUUUGGGAACCUGCUGGCCAGGCAGCUGCACCUGCGAGGCUUGAGGGUUCUGGCUGCGUGUCUGACGGAGCAGGGGGCCGAGCAGCUGAAGAAUCAGACGUCAGACAGGCUGGAGACAGUGAUCCUGGACGUCACCAAGACUGAGAGCAUCGCUGCGGCCACCAAGUGGGUGAAGGAGCGUGUGGGGGACAGAGGGCUCUGGGGUCUGGUCAACAACGCAGGCACUUUUCACGCACAUGGCUACAUUGAGUGGCUGAAGAUUGAGGCCUGUAUGAAUACCCUCAAAGUGAACCUCAUUGGUUUGAUAGAGGUGACUUUGAGCAUGCUUCCCUUGGUAAGGAGGGCACAGGGGAGGAUUGUCAACGUCUCCAGCAUUCUGGGAAGAAUUGCUUUCUUUGGAGGAGUCUACUCUUCCACCAAGUAUGGAGUGGAAGCCUUUUCAGAUAUUCUGAGGCGUGAGCUUCAACAUUUUGGGGUGAAAAUCAGCAUAGUUGAACCUGGCUACUUCAGAACAGGAAUGACAGAUAUGCAGAAGUCCUCAGAUGCAGUGAAACAAGUCUGGAAAGAAGUCCCUGUGCACAUUAAGGAGUCCUAUGGACAGAAGUUUUUUGAUACUUAUCACGAUCUCCUGAAACAAGAGUUGUUGAGUUGUAGCAGAAACCUGAACCUGGUUACUGACUGUAUGGAACAUGCCCUGACAUCUGUGCAUCCCCGCACUCGAUACUCAGCUGGCUGGGAUGCUCAAUUUUUCUUCAUCCCUCUAUCUUAUUUACCUACAUCACUGGCAGACUACAUAUUGACUAGAUCUUGGCCCAAACCAGCCCAGGCAGUCUAAAGAAAACUGGUUGGUGGCUCUUGAAAUGAAGAAGACAAAAAUCUGAAAUUGAUUGUUAGUGUUCCAAUAAUUUUAAUGUAUCAUCUAUACUUUUUGUAACAAUAAGCUUUUUUGCCUAAACUCAUUUAUCUGGCACCAUCAGAGAACCAAUAGGUUUUUAUUCCAGAUAUCCAAAGCUUACUCCUUUAGGUGAUGAAUCUUUACUAUUUUAACCAUUUGUUGUUGACACUAUUUCCAAAAUGCAUUACUCUUCCUUGCCCUAUUAAACAGAGUAGACCGGAAACAAUUUAGCUUGUUUUGAUAUUAUUUUUUAAUGUAAAUGAAUAGUUGUUCUGUGCUGUGAUAAACUAUUGCUCAGGGA
Molecule: messenger RNA, 1594 nt
Organism: Kogia breviceps (pygmy sperm whale)
Lineage: Eukaryota; Metazoa; Chordata; Mammalia; Artiodactyla; Physeteridae
Product: 17-beta-hydroxysteroid dehydrogenase type 6
Biological process (GO): retinol metabolic process; steroid metabolic process
Cellular component (GO): intracellular membrane-bounded organelle
Molecular function (GO): all-trans-retinol dehydrogenase (NAD+) activity
Source: RefSeq, a predicted model, not a curated record